AUGCGCGCAACGUCCAACUACAGACGAAGGAAUGCAGCGCGGACUGCCAGUCACAGCCCUUCCACAGGUCAUUAUAAGAAGCUUUUAUGGUUCAAACAACCUUUUCCGGACAAUUAUACAGAUGAGGCAACAUUUCUCGACCAUCUGCAAAGAAAUCCGCGGCUGCAACCAUACGAGUUCUGGUCGCUGAUGUCAGACGCUACCAUUAUCGUGCAGCAUCUUGCGUCCGUUAUCAUCUUCUGUUGCUGUUUCGUCGCAAUCUUCACUGGAAGAGUAUCGCCUGUGGCUAUUGUUGGCUGGGCAAGCUUAUUCAGUCUACUAGCCUGGGUGUUGUGGGACUAUUGGAUGGGACAACAAGGAGUGCCACACUCGUCCAACACAGCAGAUGCAAGCAUGAUUGGCGCGAAUGGCCCAAACCAACCAACAUCUUCGCGGCGGAUUCAACAGCGCCUUGCCACGCUUAAGUCUGCUGUACUGAUAUAUGCUGCUCUUCUGGGAUUGAGCCCUAUUCUGAAGUCACUAACACAAUCCACGACAAGUGAUUCCAUCUGGGCUUUGAGCACUUGGUUGCUCUUGAUAAAUGUGGCUUUCUUUGACUACAGUGGUGGUCCAGGCACACAGUAA
Molecule: messenger RNA, 624 nt
Organism: Parastagonospora nodorum SN15
Lineage: Eukaryota; Fungi; Ascomycota; Dothideomycetes; Pleosporales; Phaeosphaeriaceae
Exons: 2
Coding region: 1-624 (207 amino acids)
Biological process (GO): GPI anchor biosynthetic process
Cellular component (GO): membrane; glycosylphosphatidylinositol-N-acetylglucosaminyltransferase (GPI-GnT) complex
Source: RefSeq, a predicted model, not a curated record